This is a messenger RNA of Arabidopsis arenosa, 1930 nucleotides long. The record is from the annotation of a GenBank genome assembly. Lineage: Eukaryota; Viridiplantae; Streptophyta; Magnoliopsida; Brassicales; Brassicaceae.
CACGCGCUAAAGUUAUAACCGCUGAAUUCCUUCCCGUGGAAGUAUGCCGGCGUUAAAGCGCGUGUAUUUACGCUUGCCGUCAAACGAAUUUUUAUGUUAUCGCCGACGAAUGCGCAGUUGAGGAAAACAUGAAUUCGACAUCGACACAUUUUGUGCCACCGAGAAGAGUUGGUAUAUACGAACCUGUCCAUCAAUUCGGUAUGUGGGGGGAAAGUUUCAAGAGCAAUAUUAGCAAUGGGAAUAUGAACACACCAAACCACAUUAUUAUACCGAAUAAUCAGAAACUAGACAACAACUUGUCAGAGGAUACUUCCCAUGGAACAGCAGGAACUCCUCACAUGUUUGAUCAAGAAGCUUCAACGUCUAGACAUCCGGAUAAGAUACAGAGACGGCUUGCUCAAAACCGCGAGGCUGCUAGGAAAAGUCGCUUGCGCAAGAAGGCUUAUGUUCAGCAGCUGGAAACAAGCCGGUUGAAGCUAAUUCAAUUAGAGCAAGAACUCGAUCGCGCUAGACAACAGGGAUUUUACGUGGGGAACGGAAUAGAUACUAAUUCUCUCGGAUUUUCGGAAACCAUGAAUCCAGGAAUUGCUGCAUUUGAAAUGGAAUAUGGACAUUGGGUUGAAGAACAGAACCGACAGAUAUGCGAACUGAGAACGGUUUUACACGGACACAUUAACGAUAUCGAGCUUCGUUUGCUAGUCGAAAACGCCAUGAAACAUUACUUUGAGCUUUUCCGGAUGAAAUCAUCUGCUGCAAAAGCCGAUGUCUUCUUCGUCAUGUCAGGGAUGUGGAGAACUUCAGCAGAGCGGUUUUUCUUGUGGAUUGGCGGAUUUCGACCCUCGGAUCUUCUCAAGGUUCUUUUGCCACAUUUUGAUAUCUUGACGGAUCAACAACUUCUAGAUGUCUGCAAUCUAAAACAAUCGUGUCAACAAGCAGAAGACGCGUUGACUCAAGGUAUGGAGAAGUUGCAACACACCCUUGCGGACUGCGUUGCAGCGGGACAACUCGGUGAAGGAAGUUACAUUCCUCAGGUGAAUUCUGCAAUGGAGAGAUUAGAAGCUUUGGUCAGUUUUGUAAAUCAGGCUGAUCACUUGAGACAUGAAACAUUGCAACAAAUGUAUCGGAUCUUGACCACACGACAAGCGGCUCGAGGAUUAUUAGCUCUUGAACUCUUCUCUUCUUCUUCCGCCAUAGCUACAAUGCUUAGUCUCUCAAUUGCUACGCCGGGUACGGCGGCGAUUUUCCGUCGAGGAACAGCUUCCGCGACUUCAACCUCGUCUUCUUUCCAUGGUGUCAGAAUCCAGCAACAGGUCUCUGCUCGCGUCCCCGCGGCGGCGAUGAUUUCGUCGUCUCGUAAACCGUCGGUGGUGAUGAUGUCGAAAAGAGAGGCGGAAUUGAAAGAGAUAAGAUCGAAGACGACGGAGCAGUUACAAGAGGAGGUUGUUGACCUUAAAGGAGAGCUCUUUAUGCUUCGUCUCCAGAAGUCGGCAAGGAAUGAGUUCAAAUCUAGCGACUUUCGUCGUAUGAAGAAACAAGUUGCUCGGAUGUUGACAGUUAAAAGAGAGAGGGAGAUCAAAGAAGGGAUAAAGAAAAGGUUGUCGAGGAAACUUGACCGACAAUGGAAGAAAAGCAUUGUACCGAGACCACCUCCUUCUCUAAAGAAGCUUCAAGAAGAAGAAGCUGCAGAAGAAGCAGCUGAAGCUGCGAAAUCUGCUUGAAAAAACGGCCAUUGAUCUUGUUGUUUCCUGGAGAUGUUUUAUUCUCUGUUCUUUUGUUGCUGAACCAUCUUGUAUUUGUUCUUCUUUUGGUGUAAACACUUUCCUUAUUAAGUAGUUUACAUGAAUCCAUUUAAGUUUAAUAUCCUUGCUUAAGUUUUCAUCAGAAUUAUUAUCCAAUCUGACGAAGAAGUCAAGAAACUAGUAAUCCUAUG